Molecule: messenger RNA, 255 nt
Organism: Pelagomonas calceolata
Lineage: Eukaryota; Pelagophyceae; Pelagomonadales; Pelagomonadaceae
Source: the annotation of a GenBank genome assembly
GUGUAUACCUGCGCGGGGCGUUGCCGGCUGAGCUUUGGCGCCCGAUGCGAGCGUGCGGAGGUCGAUCCAUAUACGGCCGAGGGCAUGCGCAGACUUUCUGUCCACAGUGGGGCAGCCGGGCAGCCGAAAAUCGGUGCCGCACGCACGGCCGACGCGCGCGGGUGACGCACGGCUAGCAGCACUAUCAACGAUGCCGCGCCGUACCUUCUGGCAGCGCGUGAUGCGGUGUGGACGCGGUGCUGGACUCGGAUCUGC